This is a messenger RNA of Orcinus orca (killer whale), 13427 nucleotides long. RefSeq names its product cholecystokinin A receptor (gene CCKAR). The record is from RefSeq and is a predicted model, not a curated record. Bases 12068 to 13351 code for a protein of 427 amino acids. Gene Ontology annotation, cellular component: membrane. Gene Ontology annotation, biological process: neuropeptide signaling pathway. Lineage: Eukaryota; Metazoa; Chordata; Mammalia; Artiodactyla; Delphinidae. The transcript has 5 exons. Gene Ontology annotation, molecular function: neuropeptide receptor activity; cholecystokinin receptor activity.
AAGUGAACUGAUAAGAAUGGUUCCUUCUAAGAAGGGUCCUGGAAUUAACUGGUCAAAAGGAAUUUAGAUAUUACCUCUAAUGUUUGGAUUUUCACUAAAGAACAUGUACUUCAGUAUUAGGUUUUUUUUUUUUUUGGCUGUGUUGGGUCUUCUUUGCUGUGUGCGGGUUUUCUCUAGUUGCGGCGAGCGGGGGCUACUCUUCACUGCGGUGCGUGGGCUUCUCAUUGCGGUGGCUUCUCUUGUUGCAGAGCACGGGCUCUAGGUGUGCAGGCUUCAGUAGUUGUGGCAUGUGGCCUCAGUAGUUGUGGCGCAUGGGAUUAGUUGCUCUGCAGCAUGUGGGAUGUUCCUGGACCAGGGCUCGAACCCGUGUCCCUUGCAUUGGCAGGUGGAUUCUUAACCACUGCGCCACGAGGAAAGUCCCCAGUAUUAGUUCUUAAUUAACAAUUAUUACUUUUAAAAAAGAGAAAGAAACCAGGUGUGUCUUAUUCCAAAACCUAAGGUUAUUGUCACACUGGCUAUUAACCUAUGGUUUAUGAAUAGAUUUUGGCAGGUUCAUGCACUUGCUGAAACUGUGCACGGUAGUGUAUGUUUUGAGGAGUGCACAUUUUUCCUUAGGUGGAAACUCAUAAUGUCGGAUUCCUAAGGAGGAUUUAUGACCCAAAGAAAGUCAUGAACAGCCCUAGUGGAACAUGUUUCUUUUCUGUUGUGGUCUUAUGGAAAGUUACUCAGCCUCUCCAGAAAAUGGGGGUCAUAGUAGUUCCUCCCUCAGGGGUUAUAUGAGGAUUAUAAGAGUCAAUGUUUAUAAAGCUCAUGAAAACAGAAGUCAAUCAAUGUUAGGUAUUAUUAUUACUUUCAUUGUUGCUGCUAUAUUAUUAAUGGCUUUGAAAAAGUCCUUCAUUCAAGAGACUUGAGUUCUCUAAACAGUUAUAUCACAAGUAAAAUAAGGAAGACGAUGCCAUCCAGUCUGGAAAAUUUCACAGUGUCAGAAUCUAAAAUUUUCUUCUGUCUAUAAGAAUGAUAAAAUGACAUUCAAUGACAUCAAUCCUCCCAUCUGUUCAUGCAUUUACCCAGCAAGCAUUUAGUGAAUGCUUACAAUGCACUAGAUAUUGCAGGAACAGCUGGAGAUAUAAUUGCAGCAAAAAGUGGCCGAGGGGGCCCUGACCUCAAGGAGCCCAGACCCCAUGCCCCCUCCACUUCGUGGAGCUGGAAGGAAGGUGAAUUAUAAGCUCUGAGCCUGGGUGCUUAGGUGCCGUAAGUACUCUGUUAGUACCUUUCUAAGACAACCGAAUUUCAAAUCCAAGCUUUUAUUAUUGACAGGCAGAGAAAUCAUAUUUUUUAAUCCUUAAAUCUGACAUUUCUCCUUUAAUGUAUUGGGCCAUGAAGGGGGCUGAGAUCAAGAGUUCUGUUCUGACCCUACUUUUGGCAGGAAUGAAGCCAGAUCAGCAUUGCAGUGCUUAAACAUUUCAAGCCACUUGUGCUUCCAACUGCUUUCAUUUUUAGUCCAGUUAAUGGAUUCAGUAGCUGUUACAGUCCCCAGAUAGCAAGUGGACAUGUGGGUGGAUCAGAUGCCAGCAGGCACACCUCUCUGAGAGGUCCCUGUAAGAGCAGUGUUGAUGGCUCCCCGCACCUCUGAGCCAUGUGAACCUGGAGUUGUUAGUGACCUAAUGGUGUGCAGCAGCCUUGUCCUGGAGUAACUGGGACAUCUUACUGAAUGAUGAUAAUAAUAAUGGAAUAGGACAUUUGGCUGGCAGAGUUGGGACACAGACUUUCCACCACCCAGGAGGCACAUCCAGCUCUUCACAGCCACUGAUAUCUCUGGGGGCUGUGGUCCAUUUGUAAAAAAAAAAAACCUUGGGAUUGACUUUAUUGUUUUUAAUAUUUAUUUAUUUAUUUUGGCCGUGCUGGGUCUUAGUUGCGGCACACGGGAUUUUCGUUGCAGCAUGAGCGCUUCUUAGCUGCAGUACGCAGACUCCUAGUCGUGGCGUGCAUGCGCAAUCUAGUUCCCUGACCAGGGAUCGAACCUCGGCCCCCUGCAUUGUGAGCGUGGAGUCUUACCCACUGGACCACCAGGGAAGUCCCUGGGGGCUGUGGUCUUUUAACUCAGGGGGGAGAAAGGCUUUUGGUUGAGGAGCAGAGCAGGAGAGCGGGAGAUGGGGAGAUGGAGGGUCAGGGUGGCCUUUGGACGGGAUUUGGGGACUGGGGCGGAUGGAACACUUUUCACAGGAGGCUUUCUGAGGUUCUGGCCCAUUUGGGUGCUCGGUCACCACCUCUGCCCAAGGACUGGCCACUAUGGGAAUAUAUGGAGACAGUGUCUUUUCCAUAGCUUGUGGCUGCAAGGGUAGUACAUGCCCAUGGUGAGAUCCAGGGUGGGAGAUAAAAUGAUAGACAUGAGGAAGGAAUGGUAGCUAAGAGAAUGGUGUGCAGGUGCCCUUGAGCCUUGCUCUGAGGACUCCCACACAUAACUGGAGGAUGCUCCGUGGUGGGGCAGCAGGUCUAUUUCCUGGAACUCUGAGUCCCUCAUUGGUAAAAUGGGAUAAUUAAAGCCACCUCACAAGGUUGGGUGAGGAAUAGAAAUGGCAGAAUAAAGCACCCAAAGGAGGGUUCAUGCUCAGUAAAUGGUGCUUGUAUCACUCACACACUUCUCUAGAGUUCAGACAGAACUUUCACACACGUACCCUAUCCCACGGAAUCUUCAUAUGAGCCUGUGAGCUUCCUAUUAUAGUCAGUACUUUACGAAUUAGGAUCUGGAUAUUCAGAGUCAUGAAGGUCAAGGGUGGAACCCAACUGAGGCCAGAUAAUGGAGAUGGCACAGUAAAGACACAUGGAGGGGUCCUGGCAUGUUCAUCCCUUGAUGUCCUGCUCUGAGUGGUCCUUGGAGACCCUAAGAAAGAGUGGGAAAGUUCUAAGCUAAUUCUGUCUUCCUGCUGACUCUCAGGUUACCAGAUCCUCUGCCCCGAUGUGUCUCGCCCAGUGUCUGUCAUCACUGUGAAAUUCCAUUCUGAGAGUCAUAUCCUUGGGUCUUAAAGACUCACAGCCCAUCCACAACAGUGCUGAGGACCAGACGGGGUGGGAGUCGGUCAGUUGUUGGUCUCUUUUGCCAUAAGACUCUGAGAAUCGUUAGGUGGUAUUUAUACUGUAGUCGUGUCAUGAAACAAGCGUAGAUGUUGGCCCCAGUCCUACUUGGGGCUGAACACUGAUGUUGCAUUUCCAGUCUCUUUGUGGCUUAUCUUCCUCAUCUGCCAAACGAAAUUAUAGUAAUAGAUAAUUAUUACUUCCUAGAGGUUUUACGAGGAAUGGUCCUGGACACUUCGACUGAGGAGUUACUAUAGUGAUGUGCGAAACAGACACAGCCCUUGUCUUCGCAGAGCUUCAGGCUAAUGGGGAGACAGAUGAUGACCACACAAUCACACAAAUGUAACAUUCAAAACUACAGUAAGUGCUAUGUAAGUACAUAGUAAGUGAAAGAAGAGUCCUGCAGGCUGUAUGAACAUCCAACAGGAAAACUAGUCUGGGUCCAGGGGAGAAUUCCCUGUGAAGGUGGCAUCAGUGGGUAGGGGUAAGUGAGGGUGAGAUAACAGGCAGGCAGAAAAGGCCGGACAGGAGAACAAUGUGGGCAAACACUGUGGGAAAGAGAGUGGACCAGGAGUGUGGCACUGGAGGGAGGAGAAAGUGUGUCGGCGCACACAGAGUUGGGGAGUGGGUGGGGAAUAGUGUAAGAUGAAGCCAUGCGGAUGUAAGAUGAAGCCACUGCACCACCAGGGAAGCCCCUGGUCUAUGUUUUGAAACCACGGCUCAGGUUACUGCAUGGAGAAGGGAUAGGAGAAGUCAUAGGGAAAGUAGGAACAUCAGUUAUGGGUCACGUGGACUGGGGUAGAGCAGUGGAGAUGGAGAGAUGAAAUAAUGGGACGAAAUUUAUCUUCAACCUGAGAAAGAAUAAGGCAAUUUGAUUAAGUCCCAAUGGGUGGGAUCAGUGGGAAAGGCUGUGGCAGUUAAAAGAAAAGGCAAAGGGCUUCCCUGGUGGCGCAGUGGUUGAGAGUCCGCCUGCCGAUGCAGGGGACACGGGUUCGUGCCCCGGUCCGGGAAGAUCCCACAUGCCGCGGAGCUGCUGGGCCCGUGAGCCAUGGCCACUGAGCCUGCGCGUCCGGAGCCUGUGCUCCGCAACGGGAGAGGCCACAACAGUGAGAGGCCCGCGUACCGCACACACAAAAAAAGAAAAGGCAGAGCCAUGAGGGCUGGAGAAGGCUGCUUGGAGAUGGGAUGAAGUUGGGCCCUGAAGAAUGGUAAACCCUGAUUAGGUGGGAAGGAGUCAGACAUGCUGGCAAGCCCAGUCGGUGAGGUGACUGCUAUCAUGAUGCAUCCUGAGUGCAACUGAGGAAUCGUGUGAGACUAGAUCAGAAAUUAAAUAUGCAGACUCUAGUUCACACUGUUUCAGUUAGGAUUAGGUUGCAAGUGGCAGAAAACCCAAAAUAACACUGGCUUAAUAAAAUAAAUUUAUUUUUCUUUCUCACAUAAAUGAAGAUGGGAGGUAAGCUGUCCAGGUCUGGCUAGUAUAUAAAUUUUAAGACCACCAGGAAUCUAGGUUUCUAUUAGUAUCCAGGUUUCUGCUAUAUUCAAUUCUUGGCACCCACCUCGGGGUACAAGGUGGCUGCUCCAGCUCCAGUGCUCACAUCUUCAUUCUAGUCAGAGGAAGGAUGAAAAGGAAAGAAAAUGGUAUGCUCCUUCUCUGUAAAGAUACUUCUCAGGAGCUGUAUAUUCAUUUCUGCCUACUUCUCAUUGGCCAGACCUUGGCAUACAGCCACAUCUAGCUGCAAAGGAGAAUGGAAAUAUAUAACAUUAAUUCUAGGCAGCCACGCACCCAAUUAAAAAUUGGGGCUUCAAUGACUAUAUAAGAAGGGGGGGAAGGGAAGCAGUUUGUGCUACACACAGCAGUUUAUGACAGUAAAUUGUAAAUUAAAUAUCGCUGUCAUCUCUUUAGGUAGGAUUCCUAUCAAGAGAUGAGAAAAACAUUUUAGGAUGACAAAUAAUACCCCGUCUGGAAUGUUCUUUUCCCAGAUAGUCAUGAGACUCAUUCCCUCAAUUCAUUUUGAUCUCUGCUCAAAUGUCACCUCCUCAGGAAGGCCUUCUCUGGUCACCCAUCACUCUCCAUCCCCUAAUCUGGCUUUGUUUCCCUGCAUAGCACUUAUCACUAUCCGAUAUUAUGUGCUCUAUUUAUUUCUAUGUUUUUUGUGCGUCCCUCACGAGGAUGGGAGCUCAGUAAGGAGAGGGACUUUGUUUUAUUCACUGCUGUGAACAGUACCUACAUCAGUUCCUGCCAAGUACUAGGUGUUCAAUAAAUAUUUGGUGAUUGAACAAAGAAAUGGACAGAGCACACAAAUAAUUCAUAAAAAAUGCUCUGGCUUAUCCUGGGUUUACAUAAGUGACAGAAGAAAUACAACUAGUAAACAAACCCAUGGAAAAUAUGCAGCAUCUUUGGUAAUAAAAGACAUGCAAAUUAUAGUACUCAGCCAUAAAAAAAGGUUGAAAUUUUGCCAUUUACAACAACAUGGAUGGACCUGGAGGGCAUUAUGCUAAGUGAGAUAAGUCAGACAAAGACAAACACUGUAGGUUUUCACUUACAUGUGGAAUCUGAAAAAAUAAAACAAGCAAAUGAAUAUAACAAAACAGAAACAGACUCACAGAUACAGAGAACAAACUAGUGGUUACCAGAGGGGAAAAGGAUAGGGGGAGGAGCAAGAUAGGGGUAGGGGAUUAAGAGGUACAAACUGCUAGGUAGAAAAUAAAUAUGAUACAAGGAUGUAAUGUACAACACGGGGCAUAUAACCAAUAUUUUAAAAUAAGUGUAAAGGGAUUAUAAUCUAUAAAAGUAUUGCCUCACUAUGUAAUACAUCUGAAAUUAAUGUAGUAUUGUAAAUCAGCUAUACUUCAAUUAAAAGAAAAAGUGCAAAUUAAAGCAACCACGAGGUGCUUUUUUUCAAUGAUUAAAUUAGCAAACUGAAAAUGUGAACUCAUAAUAUCAAAUGCUGAUAAAAGGAUAAUAAACCAGUACUAAUAAGCAGCAGCCUUAUAAACGAGUCUGAUCCUUUAGAAAGCUAUUUGCCCAGGCCUCAGGCCACCAGUGCCAGGCUUCGUUCAUUGGCAGCUCUAACAAGUGGCAGUGACAGUGCAUUCAACGUGAGCGCUGCCCUUGGAGUGGUACUGAUGGCAGCCCCGAGGUUGCCAAAGUACAUCAAAUGCCUCAAAAUAUAUAUAUGCACAAGUGUUCACUACAGUGUCACUUAUAAAAGCAGAAGGCUACAAAUAAUAACUAAGUACCCAACUGUAUGGAAAUACUUUAGUCAUUUGGAGUACGUGUUCUGAAUGAAAUUAUAGACAUCCCUAAAAAUAAUACCAUAGAGAAGUACUGAAACAGGAUGAUGAAAAAAUACUAAGUGAAAAUAAUGAAUAUACAAAACAGUAUAUGUGUAAAGCACUUUUCAAACUCUCUGGGUGAUGCAGUUGUAAUUUUUUUUUUACUUUCUUGUCUAAAUUAAAAAAAAAUAAAUACAUUUUCCAGAACCCUACAAAAACCAUAUUUCUCAUUUUGAGAGAAAAUUCUAUCUUAAAAGUACAUUUUCAAAAAGUGGUAAGUAGGAUGAAUACUGUAUAUAAAGUAGGAGUUCAAAUUUGCUUUUUAUGAACUGUGAUUAGAGGUAAAGGCUGGAAGGAGAGCUACCAAGUCUUUAACAAACGUCUAUCUUUGGUAGUGUAUAUAUGUCCAUGCCACUCUCUCAGAUAGCUAGUGGGAAGCAGCCGCAUAGCACAGGGAGAUCAGCUCAGUGCUUUGUGACCACCUAGAGGGGUGGGAUAGGGAGGGUGGGCGGGAGGGAUAUGCAAGAGGGAAUAGAUAUGGGGACAUAUGUAUACGUAUAACUGAUUCACUUUAUUAUAAAGCAGAAACUAACACACCAUUGUAAAGCAAUUAUACUCCAAUAAAGAUGUUUAAAAACAAACAAACAAACAAACGUCUAUCUUGAGGCAGUGGUAUUAAGGAUGAUUUUAAUGUUCCUAUCAACAUGAAACAUGGUAUAUUAUUAUUAUUAUUACUAUUACUAUUGCUAUCAUUAUUGUUAUUUACUGAGCCCUUAUGACAUGCCAACCACUCUGCUGUGUGCUUUACACACACUGUAACAUGCAAUAUCCCAGCAGCUCUCUGAGGUAGGUGUUACCUCUGUUAACCCAUUUUACAGGUGAGGAAAUGGAGACCGAGGCAAAGCUACCUGCCCAAACUCAGCCAUGACUUGUUAAGUGACAGCCUUAUCAGACACAGACAUGAUGUCUGCCCUCCUCUGUAGCAAGGAGGGGUUUUUCACUUGUCAGAAAGGAUCCAAUAUGAUUUCUCAAGAAGGGCAGCCAGUGGGAGAAGGACUUCAGAGGGGGUUGCACACAAGCCUCUGAGGGCAGCGGGGCUCAGGGCAUCUACCCUCCUGAGGAACCCAUACGUGGCCAGUGCAGGGUGAGGAGGGAGGGGAGUCCCAGUCAGGCUCUUCCAGAAAUUUGAGAUGGUUACAGGGAGGAAAAGAGAAAAACCCUAGUAGGCAGCAGUCUGGGUGAGUUUAGAAAGAGAUUGAGGAAUAAGGAAUUUAGAGAGUGACAUUUUGAGCAGCAGAGAGGGGAAAAAUUGCAGAGGGGAGGCAAGAUCAUUUGAAGAAAUGUCAGGCUGCCCUAAGAAUUGAGAAUCCUGCAACAUACCAUUACCUGUUAACUAUCUCUGGCUUCUGGACUGUGAUUCUCUGAGGAUAAAUCAUGUGGGGCUCUGAAAUGUAUUUGUAUAAUAUUUUUACUUAUCUAUUUUUCUUUAUUUAAAAGAUGUGCAUAACAUGAAUCAUGAGCAUAUGAUUCAUGUUAUAAUGAGGAAAACAAUCCAAAUAAAUAUUUUAUGUGUUUUAGAACAAUUGUUUCUUAAGAUGGAGAAUGGUUUGGGGAACAGCUACCAAUUUCUUUAUCCAGGGGUCCAUCAGGAUUGCUCAUGUUCUGUCUUCCUAGUGGGGAGCGUUUGCCAGAUGUCCUCAGUACCCACGGGACUUUGGGGACUGCAGGAGACACCCAAACUCUGUGGCUCGGAGAGAGGGGAGGCACUUAAACCAUUUCAACUCAGUUCAGUAAAUUUUUAUCAAUUCUCCUGGGCCUGUGCUCAGUCAGAAGGUAGGGCUCCAAGGCGAGAUGGCUACUUUUUUUUGUUUUGUUUUGUUUUGUUUUGUAUUUUUUGCGGUACGCGGGCUUCUCACUGUUGCGGCCUCUCCCAUUGCGGAGCACAGGCUUCGGACGUGCAGGCUCAGCGGCCAUGGCUCACGGGCCCAGCAGCUCCGCGGCAAUGUGGGAUCUUCCCGGACCGGGGCACGAACCCGUGUCCCCUGCAUCGUCAGGUGGACUCUCAACCACUGCACCACCAGGGAAGCCCAAAAAGGCUACUUUUAUUUUGCCCCAUCUGUUUAUCGCCUGCCUCUCACAGUGCACGGAGAAUUUCCCAAGGGCAGGAUUCCAUCCACUUGGUUCAUGGCUUAUCCCCAGCACCUGGCACCUUGCCUGGCGCUUAGAAGGUAUUUGAUAAAUGCGUGCUGAGGAACGAAGGAACGGCUAACGCCCUGAAAAAUGCAUCAGCUCUCCCCUUGAUAGCCCUAAUGUCUCUUGUUGGAAUUCUCUCUUUUUAAAUUUAACUCUGUGGUAACACUGGCUCAGAAAGUCAGACUGAAAACUCCAGAGCUGGCCAGGAAAAGAACCGAUGUAAUAGAGAUAUAGAAGGGUAGAAUAAGCAAUGCAAUAUUGGCUCUCCUGAUUUUUUACUCCUUAUUUAUUCCCAUUCCCCAAGCACAUACUGUAUGCCAGGCACUGUGCUGAGGUCCUGGAGACACAAACCCUUAUCCUGACCAUAAUAACGGGGAUAAACAGAGCAUUCCCAGGAUUACUCUUAUCCACUGAUAAUAACAAUUAGAGUCCAGCCCUGUGUUCUAGGCAUUUUUCGAGGUGCUUUCCAUGAGUUGCUUUGUUUAGAGGUAGUGCUGUAUUAUGCCUGUUUUACAGAUGAACAAGCUGAGACUCAGAAAAGUCAGGUAAUUUGUUCAUGUUCACAACUGUGGUGAAGUUCAGGCUUAGGUUCCCACCAUCUGACACCUGUUCUCACACACUUACCAGCUUCCAGGGAGCUUCCUGAGAGGUAAUCCUGUGAUCACUGGCCUCCAAAUCACCAGGAAUGCUGGAUAAAAGUGCAGAUUCCCAGGCUCGGGGCUGAAGGAUCAGGAUCCUUGGGAAGGGAGCCUGGGAAUCCCCAAUUUUUAACCACUAAGCCGAGUGAUCAGAUUUGCACUAAAGUUCGUAAAGCACAGCACUCAGAUGUGCCACAGUUACUCCUUGUGAGUUUACAAACCUUCUAGGACCCACUGUCCUGCACUCCACCCUUUCUUCCUGCCAAUGGAUGAACAGAACAGAAUAGAAAGGCAGGAAAGGAGGAAGAAAGGAUAAAAGGAAAAAAGGAAGGAAGGAAGGAAGAGAGGGAGGAAGGAAGGAAAGAAGGGAGGGAGGGAGGAAGGAAAGAAGGGAGGGAGGGAGGGAGGAAGGAAAGAAGGGAGGGAGGGAGGGAGGAAGGAAAGAAGGGAGGGAGGGAGGGAGGAAGGAAGGGAGGGAGGGAGGGAGGAAGGAAAGAAGGGAGGGAGGGAGGGAGGAAGGAAGGGAGGAGAAACGCUCCAAACUGGGCUCCAUUUCAGUUCAGAGCAGGUGGACACCAGCCCUCUGCCCCGCUGCUCUUGGACCCUGAGCAGCAGGUUCCCUACAGUGGCUGGAGCGCAGCCGAAGGGCCUGAGGAACGCGUCCUUAGGAAGCAUCCUCUAUGGACGGUGAUAUCAGCCCACUUAAAGCAGCUGAAGCAGUCAGCUGCUGGGAACAGCAGUGCAGUGAAACUUAGCUAUAGCCAGUGCUCAGAAUCUGAAUGUUUAUCCCUUUCCAAAUCAGGACAGUAUUGCACAGGGUCCCCUCCUAGUGGGCGGGGUCCGUAUCAGUCUGCAGAAUGAGAAGAUUCAGCCAACAGGAACCGAGGCAGGAAUGACAGGCAGAGACACGGGUCCUGGCUCCAAAUGGGCUAUGGGACACUAAGACAGUGAAGAAAGCUCUAUGCUGCAGGGAGAGGAGUGAGGAUGGGGCUGCCGGCCAGUGAGGGGGUAUCCACAGCUGGUUCUCGCCAGCAAAUCACAUGGCCACUCUGAGUCAAUUUCCUUGUGUGUAAAAGGAAAAUAAUAAUAAUAGUUACUAUUCUCUGUGAUUUAUGGAACAAUUUUUCUGUGUCAGGCACUGUCCUGAGGCAAUCAAUCUUCAUAACAAAUAUCUAUGAGGUCAUUUUGGUCCCCAUCUGACAGAAGAAGGAAAUGAGCCUUAGGUUAAGAAACCUGCCCAGUAUUUCCCGGCAGGUAACCAGUGAAGCCAGGAUGUGAUCCUGGGUCUGUCUGAUGCCAAAGCUCGUCUUCUUAAUAAUUACUGUUAGCUUCUCCAACAUUCCUCGAAUUUCUAGUUCUUAUGACUAAGUGCCUCAACGUGAGCUGUUCAUGGUUUCAGAGAACAGAGGUACCACUCUCUUCCCAGCUCCACUGAGCCUGGAUGGUGAAAAUGUCCCUUAGCUCAUCUGUGUCCAGCAGGGAUUCAGCAAAUAUAUAACACGUAGCUCUGUCAACUGAGAGAGCUGUCAAAACACAAGGGGUCCCAGAGGCGUCUAGACCAGGUCUCAGCUGGGCCAAGCAACAUGUGAGAAACACAGGGCCCUCUGCUGUCACCUGCUGUCCCAAAGGUCUCAACUGAGGAGAGCACGUGUACAAUAGGGCUGGAGGAGUUUUCCGGCACCACAAAGCCUCACAGAAAACCCAGAGCUCCCGGCCAGGUCCCCCUCUCUAUCCUAACCUCCCACCUCAUUCCUACUUCGAACUGAACUCAAACAGGUCAAGUUCAUUCCCACCUCAGGGCCUUUGCUCCUGCUGUGACCUCUGCCAAGCAGACUGCUCCCGCUGCCUAGAAGCAGCUUCCUGCAGAUCGGCACAAGCUUUCCUCCUCCUUGCCAUCUAGCUUUCUGAUCAGAGACCCCUCCUGCGGGAGGCCCUUCCUGACCACCCUGCCUAAAUUAGCACCCCCCAUCCAUCCCUCUCCAUUACGCCUUCCUGCUUCACCUCCUCUGUGGUGCUUUACACAUCUGAAAUAAUCUUAUUCAUUAUCUGCUUAUGUGUUUAGAAAAGUACCUGGCAAACGGCUGACUCUCAAUGAACAUGUGCUGAAUGAAUGGAUGAGUGAAUAAAUGAAUGAAUGGAAAAUCUUACUCAAGUGUUUCUGUAAUAAGAAUCCAGGUACCUAUAGUCAAAGUACCCCCCUUCUUUCAGUUUCCAAGGGCAGAGAAAUAACCCUGCGGUUGGUAAGAACUUAACAACCGGUAGUUAUAUCCACACACACUGCUGGGCAUGGGUCCAAAGCUAAAAAGGCACUAACUGCUUUUAUAUAAGGAGGUAGAAACACAGUCCCUCCGUGUCCUUUAGUCCUGAUGCUCUGCAUUAUGGUAUCUGUUACUGUGUUAAUUGUUUCUGUCUCACACGGCCAGUUUGGGCUUUAUUCUGCCUAUGUCUGGGACGGUGACAGGUUCCUAUACAGAGAAGAGAGGUAAUGUGUCCAUGUGUGUGUGUGUGUCCACACCUGUGGGCAUGUGUGUGGAAAAGCAGCGACACUCCAGGAAGGGUUAAGUUACAAUCAGGCUGUCUGUGCUCAGGGCCCCAUGGCUGGCCCAGGAAUGGGAUGGGCCUGGAAGGUGGAGCAGGCUUGCCUUGCACCAGCUGCUCUUUCCAAGACAGGAGUGCACAUGCUUGCCCAGCUGGCCUGAGUGUGUGGAACUCCAGUCGCCUUUAAGAAUGGCUUCAGAAGCCCACACCUGGCAAUCACUCCCCCAACCCCCUUGCCCCUCCACGGCAGGUUCCAUUUGGGAAACUCUCCAGUCGGUCAUUAGAGGAAUGAGCCGAGAGUGAGCCGUUCAUCAGCUCGCCAGCGCUUGGUGAAAAGCAGCAAAGCAAGGAUGGAUGUGGACAGCCUUCUCUUGAAUGGAAGCAACACGACGCCUCCCUGCAAACUGGGGAUCGAAAACGAGACGCUUUUCUGCUUGGAUCAGCCCCAUGCCUCCAAAGAGUGGCAGCCAGCCGUGCAGAUUCUCUUGUACUCCUUGAUAUUCCUGCUCAGUGUGCUGGGAAACACGCUGGUCAUUACAGUGCUGAUUCGGAACAAGAGGAUGAGAACGGUCACCAACAUCUUCCUGCUCUCCCUGGCUGUCAGUGACCUCAUGCUCUGCCUCUUCUGCAUGCCGUUCAACCUCAUCCCCAACCUGCUCAAGGAUUUCAUCUUUGGGAGCGCUGUCUGCAAGACCACCACCUACUUCAUGGGCACCUCUGUGAGUGUCUCCACCUUUAAUCUGGUAGCCAUAUCGCUGGAGAGAUAUGGUGCAAUUUGCAAACCCUUACAAUCCCGCGUCUGGCAGACAAAAUCCCACGCUUUGAAGGUGAUUGCCGCUACCUGGUGCCUCUCCUUUACCAUCAUGACUCCGUACCCGAUUUAUAGCAACUUGGUGCCUUUUACCAAAAAUAACAAUCAGACCGCGAACAUGUGCCGCUUUCUACUGCCAAAUGAUGUCAUGCAGCAGUCCUGGCACACCUUCCUGUUACUCAUCCUCUUUCUUAUUCCUGGAAUUGUGAUGAUGGUGGCAUAUGGAUUAAUCUCUCUGGAACUUUACCAGGGUAUAAAAUUUGAUGCUAGCCAGAAGAAGUCUGCUCGAGAAAGGAAGCCGAGCCCCGGCAGCAGCGGCAGAUACGAGGCCAGCGAUGGGUGUUACCUGCAGAGGUCCAAGCACCCAGGGAAGCUGGAGCUGCAGCAGCUGUCCAGCAGCGGCGGCGGUAGGCCCAGCCGCAUCAGGAGCAGCAGCCCCGCGGCCAACCUGAUGGCCAAGAAGCGGGUGAUCCGCAUGCUCAUGGUCAUCGUGGUUCUCUUCUUCCUCUGCUGGAUGCCCAUCUUCAGCGCCAACGCCUGGCGGGCCUUUGACACCGCCUCUGCAGAGCGCCGCCUCUCCGGGACCCCCAUCUCCUUCAUCCUCUUGCUCUCCUACACCUCCUCCUGCGUCAACCCCAUCAUCUACUGCUUCAUGAACCAGCGGUUCCGCCUCGGCUUCAUGGCCACGUUCCCCUGCUGCCCCAACCCUGGACCCCCAGGAGCGAGAGGGGAGGCGGGGGAGGAGGUGGAGAGCAGGACCACCCGGGCCUCUCUGUCCAGGCGCUCGUACAGCCACGCCAGCGCCUCUGCCCCGCCCCCGUGAGCUGUGCCCUGGCCGCCAGCACCAAAGGAUGGAGCGGGGACCGAGGGAGGCAGCAGAGAAGGAGAAAAAGAAGAAA